This is a messenger RNA of Meleagris gallopavo (turkey), 4209 nucleotides long. The record is from RefSeq and is a predicted model, not a curated record. NCBI's taxonomy places the organism in Eukaryota, Metazoa, Chordata, Aves, Galliformes, Phasianidae.
UUUUAUUUCAGAGACUCUACCAUCUGUGAUAAAACCAGAACUUUACCAGGGAUGGAACUGGCUCAUAGUUUGUUGCUGAAUGAGGAAGCGUUAGCACAGAUCACAGAAGCAAAGAGGCCAGUCUUUAUCUUUGAGUGGUUGAGAUUUUUAGAUAAAGUGCUGGUAGCUGCUAACAAGACAGAUGUCAAGGAGAAACAGAAGAAACUGGUAGAACAGCUAACAGGACUCAUCAGCAGCUCCCCAGGGCCGCCAACGCGAAAACUCCUCGCGAAAAAUCUUGCUGCUCUCUACAGCAUUGGAGACACAUUCACAGUUUUUCAGACACUUGACAAGUGUAAUGACAUCAUCAAGAGCAAAGAUGAUACUGCAGCCUACCUGCCCACAAAACUGGCUGCUGUGGCGUGUGUUGGAGCAUUUUAUGAGAAGAUGGGCAGAAUGCUGGGUAGUGCUUUUCCAGAGACAGUAAAUAAUCUUUUAAAAUCUCUGAAAAGUGCAGAGUCUCAGGGCCGCAGUGAAAUCCUGAUGAGUUUACAGAAGGUCUUAAAUGGACUCGGAGGAGCAGCAGCUUCUUGUCACCGGGAUAUUUACAAGAACGCCCGGUCUCUGUUGACGGAUAGAUCUAUGGCUGUACGAUGUGCAGUGGCCAAGUGUCUGCUGGAAUUGCAAAAUGAAGCAGUGUUUAUGUGGACAGCUGAGCUGGAAAAUGUUGCUACACUGUGCUUUAAAGCUCUGGAAAACUCAAACUAUGGCGUGCGGGUUGCAGUGUCAAAGCUUUUGGGAACUGUCAUGGCUACAGCACUGAUACCAAAACAAGCAACAGUGAUGCGACAGAACGUGAAGAGGGCUACUCUUGAGGAGGUCUUGGAACUCAUGGCCACAGGAUUCCUGCGAGGAGGGUCUGGAUUCCUAAAGAGCGGUGGAGAGAUGCUCAAAGUAGGAGGAUCUGUCAAUAGGGAAGUGAGAGUUGGUGUUACUCAGGCCUAUGUUGUCUUUGUUACAACGUUAGGAGGUCAGUGGUUGGAGCGCAACUUUGCUACGUUUUUGUCCCAUGUACUUGACCUGGUCUCCCAUCCUCGUGCAACUCAGACCCACGUGGAGGCAGUGUACUCUCGAAGAUGUGUGUCCUUCAUCCUGAGAGCAACUGUAGGCAGCUUACUGGGGGAGAAAGCACAGAUUGCAGCUGCUAAAGAUAUAUGUCAAGCCAUUGGUAAACAGAUGAAGGCAGUGGAGGCAGUAGUGAAUGAUGCUAACAGUGAAAAUAAAGCAGGAGCUGCUGAUGUGGCUGCAAGCCAGCAUGUAAUGGUGUGUGCUCUCCAAGAACUGGGCAGUCUGGUGCAGAGUCUGAAUGCUACUGCAUCUCCUCUUAUUCAGGAACCCUCUAUUGGUCUGUUGGAGACAGUAACAUCAGUUCUUCUUCAUCCCAGCAUGGCUGCUCGACUUGCUGCUGCGUGGUGCUUGCGGUGUGUAGCUGUGGCAUUGCCUUUUCAGUUGACUCCAUUUUUAGAUAGGUGUGCAGAAAGACUCAACAAUCUGAAGACCUCCCCUGAAGCUGUUAGUGGCUACAGUUUUGCAAUGGCUGCUUUGUUAGGUGGUGUGCAUCAGUGUCCCUUAGGUAUUCCUCAUGCAAAAGGAAAGAUGGUGGUUAGUAUUGCUGAGGAUCUGUUACGAACUGCUGCACAGAACAGCAGGCUUUCCUUGCAACGAACUCAAGCUGGAUGGCUUUUACUUGGGGCACUUAUGACUUUAGGUCCUUCUGUUGUUCGUUAUCAUCUACCUAAGAUGUUGCUGCUAUGGAGAAAUGUGUUCCCACGAUCUCUGAAGGAGUUAGAGGCAGAAAAGGCAAGAGGAGAUUCUUUUACUUGGCAAGUAACGCUGGAAGGCCGCGCUGGGGCUCUGUGUGCUAUGAGAAGUUUUGUUGCUCACUGUCCUGAGCUCCUUACUGAGGAUGUAAUCAGGAAGUUGAUGACACCUAUAGAAUGUGCCAUGACAAUGAUGUCACACAUUCCAUCAGUAAUUAAAGCCCAUGGAGCUCAUCUGAAAGCUAGUGCAGCUAUGGUCCGUUUAAGACUUUAUGAUAUACUGGCUUUAUUACCUCCAAAGACAUAUGAAGGUUCAUUUAAUGCUCUUCUUAGGGAGUUGGUAGCAGAAUUUACUUUGACAGACAACUCCGCUAAUACAACCACAUCGCUCCUGAGGUCUCUUUGUCAUUAUGACGACAGUGUUCUACUUGGCUCUUGGCUUCAGGAGACUGAUCAUAAGUCCAUUGAAGACCAGCUUCAGCCAAACAGUGCAUCUGGAAGUGGUGCUUUGGAACAUGAUCCUUCUUCUAUUUAUUUGCGCAUCCCUGCUGGUGAAGCUGUACCCGGUCCCCUUCCUCUAGGAGUGUCUGUCAUCGAUGCAUCUGUGGCUCUCUUUGGUGUGGUUUUUCCUCACGUGUCUUACAAACACAGAUUGCAAAUGUUGGAUCACUUUGCUGAAUGUGUCAAGCAGGCUAAGGGUGUUCGACAGCAAGCCGUGCAGCUUAACAUCUUUACUGCUGUUCUUAGUGCCUUGAAGGGGUUAGCUGAGAACAAAAGCACAUUAGGACCAGAAGAAGUUCGCAAAUCUGCUCUAACACUGGUAAUGGGUGCACUUGAUAACCCUAACCCUAUUCUGAGGUGUGCAGCAGGAGAAGCUCUUGGUAGAAUGGCUCAAGUAGUUGGAGAAGCCACUUUCAUCGCUCGAAUGGCUCAGUACAGUUUUGAUAAGUUAAAAUCUGCUCGAGAUGUUGUAUCAAGAACAGGCCAUUCUUUGGCUCUGGGUUGCCUCCAUCGCUAUGUUGGUGGGAUAGGUUCUGGGCAGCAUCUGAAGACCAGUGUCAGUAUUCUCUUGGCUUUGGCACAAGAUGGAACUUCUCCUGAAGUCCAGACCUGGUCUCUCCAUUCACUUGCCUUGAUAGUUGAUUCUAGUGGACCAAUGUACCGUGGAUAUGUGGAGCCAACACUUUCUCUAGUUCUUACUCUGCUCUUAACUGUUCCACCGUCACAUACAGAAGUGCAUCAAUGCUUAGGCCGAUGUCUUGGAGCUAUAAUAACUACAGUUGGGCCUGAGCUGCAAGGUAAUGGAGCUACCAUUUCAACAAUCCGUUCGUCCUGUUUGGUGGGAUGUGCAAUCACACAGGACCAUUCAGAUUCUCUCGUUCAGGCAGCGGCCAUAUCCUGCCUUCAGCAGCUCCAUAUGUUUGCACCACGGCACGUCAACCUAUCCAGUCUGGUUCCCAGUCUUUGUGUUCACUUGUGCAGCUCCCACUUGCUGCUUCGCCGGGCUGCAGUUGCAUGUUUACGACAGCUUGCUCAGAGAGAAGCAGCAGAAGUAUGUGAAUAUGCCAUGAGCUUAGCAAAAAAUGCUGGAGACAAAGAAAAUAGUGGCAUCAAUAUUAAUACUUUCACACCUGGAGCUGGUUCUCGGCGAGAUGGUCAUUCCCGGCAUCAGGGCGUUAAUAUAACAGAGACAGGCCUUGAAGGUGUCCUCUUUGGUAUGCUGGAUCGAGAAACGGAUCGGAAGUUGUGCUCAGAUAUCCAUGAUACUCUGGGACACAUGCUUUCAUCUCUGGCAGUAGAAAACCUUUCUCACUGGCUCAUGCUUUGUAAGGAUGUCCUUGCAGCUUCCAGUGACAUGAGCACUGCAGCUCCCUUGGGAGGAGGUAAGGAUGAAGAAUCCGAGAAGAAGGAUGAGAUGGACGAUGAUACAAUGUUUACUACCCUGGGCGAAGAGGAUAAAACCAAGCCUUCUGUAGCACCUCGCUGGGCAACUCGUGUAUUUGCGGCCGACUGCCUGUGCCGAGUGAUCAUGCUGUGUGAGAAUGCAAACAAGGCACACUUUGAUCUGGCACUGGCUCGCUCAGCCAGACUUAAAAACCCAAAAAAUGACUUCUUAGUACUGCAUCUCUCUGACCUUAUUCGAAUGGCAUUCAUGGCUGCAACUGAUCACAGCAACCAGUUACGAAUGGCGGGUCUUCAAGCUCUUGAAGACAUUAUCAAGAAAUUUGCAUCAGUUCCUGAGCCAGAGUUUCCAGGCCAUGUGAUACUGGAGCAAUACCAGGCUAAUGUUGGAGCUGCACUGAGGCCAGCAUUUUCCCAAGACACACCAUCUGACAUAACUGCCAAGGCCUGCCAGGUACUGAAGAGUAUGUUCAGAUGGUAUAAACCAAACUGAAUACAUUUUCUGCCU